AUUGCCUCAUCGCAUCAAGAUUGCCAACCACGUUACCCCAACUCGCUAUCAGAGACCGGAACCUCCCCUCCUUCCUUGAUCAAUACAUUACCAUACCGUACCCGUGAUUCGCUGGAAAAACAAUAAUCCGAGCGCAACGGUUCACUUUUGAAACGCUGGCCUCAGCGGCUCAGCCAACCCACGAGACAACCGCUUGCUCAGGGAGAGAGUGUGUGUUGUCCAAUCAUAUUGUGGCUUGGGUCACGGCUUAGGGAGGGCUCGAACCGAUUACGCGUCAACCCGCACUGCACGAGAUAUGAUACGAGUAUUGUGCACUUGAAAGCUUCACCUCCCCCUCCUGCUCCCCAUCUCUACACAAUUCGCUCGGACCGGGAGAAGAGAGUGCGAUAUGAUUUUCCUUACCACUAUCUCUUUGCUCGUGUCUGCCGGCGUGGGAAUUGCCACGCCGACGGGACGUCCGCUACCUUUGGUCAUCUGGCAUGGUCUUGGUGGGUUCUCCCGACGUGAUUGUCACCCCUGCAAGCGGUGUGGGUGAUUGACGGGUGAAUGCUGAAUCUUUUUCUGCCCCCUUAAAUGUAGGUGAUGCAUACGACUCGGAGGGCAUUCAGGGUGUUGCAAAUCUAGCACAAAAAGUAACACCCGCUCCCCUUCUCCUUUUCAUGGCGUUACUGACAACCCCCGCAGGUCCAUCCAGGCACCUUUGUCCACUCAAUCUACCUGGACCCGGAUUCGGAUGGGGACCGCUCAGCAACCUUCUUCGGCCGGGUCGACGAGCAAAUCGCCACCGUCUGCUCGCAGCUCUCCGCAAUCCCUGAACUCACGUCGGGCUUCAACGCCGUCGGCUUCUCCCAAGGCGGCCAAUUCCUCCGUGGCUACGUCCAACGCUGCAACAACCCGCCCGUAAAAACGCUUAUAACCUUCGGCAGCCCGCACAACGGCAUCGCAGACUUCCUGGCGGAAUGCAAGCCAACCGACUUUGUCUGUCGGACCGCGUCAUCCGCCCUCCGCUCCAGCAAGUGGACCCCUUGGGUGCAGAACCGCAUAGUCCCCGCACAGUACUUCCGGGAUCCCGAGGAUCUCGAUGCGUACAUUGAGCAUUCCGCCUUUCUCGCCGACAUUAAUAACGAGCGUCCCGGCGAGCGCAACAAGACUUACGCGGAGAAUCUGGGUAGCUUGGAGAGGUUCGUCAUGCUCAUGUUCGAGGACGAUACCACCAUUGUUCCCAAGGAGAGUGCCUGGUUCGCCGAGUUCAAUAAGACCACCGGGGAGAGGACGCUCGUGGAGGAUAGGGAAUUGUACAAGCAGGAUUGGAUCGGCAUGAAGAAGUUGGGGGAUCGGAAACGGUUGGAGUUCGUGACGGCACCUGGGAGGCAUAUGGAGCUGAGCGAGGAGUUGCUGACGGGUUUGUUCAAGAAGUACCUCGGCGGGAGGGUCGAUGGGGAGAAGAUGGGGCUGUGGGUGCAGGGUGUGGGGUUCUGAGUUUUUUUAGUUUUUUUUUGGGUGGGUGGAAUAUUUUGACCCUCUUGUUUGUUGGGAGUGAUAAUAUCAUGUCAUGUCAUACUUGGCUUUCAACCUUUGUAGGUUCCUUCUGCACAGACCCUCCUAUACCGACUUGCCGGUUAUGCAGUUUGGCAGAGUUGGUUGAUGUUUCGAAGGACGAUAUCAAAUUCUGUUUUUUUUCUUCUGUAGAGUCCCUGCGCCCUAUAGCGCGCCCAAGAAACCAUUUCAAUUGGGCAAAAGCCACUCGAUUAUCCUCGCGAGGCAAUCAUGAAAUAUCACUCGCCGAAAAUGCAAUUUUAGUGAUGUUUUGAAGAGAAAGGAAGUGAAGGGAAAGGAAGGGGAGACGCUAAGCUACAGAUUAUGGGCAGGUUAAAUAGUAGAGAGUGCAUAAUAACGGUGUAUGAAAUUGAAUGUUGGUGCGAUGGUGGACUGUGAAAGUGUUUGAUGGAACGGAUGGAUGGCCAAAAAUUUUAAGAGUCUUAUUAAUUCCGGACUGCC
Tuber aestivum (summer truffle) is the source of this 1998-nucleotide messenger RNA. Lineage: Eukaryota; Fungi; Ascomycota; Pezizomycetes; Pezizales; Tuberaceae. The record is from the annotation of a GenBank genome assembly.